Lutzomyia longipalpis is the source of this 3522-nucleotide messenger RNA. RefSeq names its product synaptobrevin-1 (gene Syb). The record is from RefSeq and is a predicted model, not a curated record. Gene Ontology annotation, biological process: vesicle fusion; vesicle-mediated transport. Gene Ontology annotation, cellular component: SNARE complex; plasma membrane. Bases 246 to 602 code for a protein of 118 amino acids. Gene Ontology annotation, molecular function: SNAP receptor activity; syntaxin binding. NCBI's taxonomy places the organism in Eukaryota, Metazoa, Arthropoda, Insecta, Diptera, Psychodidae. The transcript has 4 exons.
UGGUGACGAUCGUUGCGCUCGCGGCGGCUGUUUGUGAUUUGUGGACGUCAGUGUGAAGAAAAAAACAAAAGAUAUUCCAUUUUAUCUUAUUUAGUGCAAUCAGCGCAAUUUCUGUGUCCUAAAUUGAGUAGAUUGAUAGCCAGGGGAGUCUCUGUGAGUGGAGUUUGACGAGAAAGUGCGCGACGGAGCAAUUAAAAUAUUGAGGGUAGAGGAAUACAACGUGGGAUCAAUAGGACGACAUAAGAAUGGCAAGCCAGGACUCAACGGGCCCAGCAGGAUCAUCGGGUGGUGCUAACAACAACACGCCCGCCCCGGGGCAGGGCAAUGCGGGCAAUAAGCGCCUCCAGCAGACACAGGCCCAGGUGGAUGAGGUCGUGGGCAUAAUGCGGGUGAAUGUGGAGAAGGUGCUGGAGCGCGAUCAGAAGUUGUCGGAGUUAGAUCAACGGGCGGAUGCCCUGCAGCAUGGGGCGUCGCAAUUUGAGCAGCAAGCUGGCAAGCUCAAGAGGAAGCACUGGUGGGCGAAUAUAAAGAUGAUGAUCAUCAUGGGUGUGAUUGGGGUUGUUUUGCUCAUUAUAAUCAUCGUUCUCCUCAUCCCCAAUUAAAUGUAUACUAUCGCAAUACAUUAAAAAAAAAACAUCCACAACCCCUAUUUUCUACAUUUAAAAUAAACUACCGUGAUCUUUCCAUAAAUCGUGUGCUGUCUCUUAGAAAGGGGAAAGAAGAAGAAAAUACCCGAUUUCGCGUAUGUUAAAUGGAAAAGUGUCUCUGUUUGUUGUGGCUGUAAAUUCUGUUCUGCCUUAGAGAAAAAAAGAACCUUUUAGAAAUCAAACAUGAAAUCUUCCUUUAAAUUGUGCCAAAAGGACAACACUUCCAAACACUAUAUACCUCCACCCACAAUGCUGUCUACCCAUUUCCGGAACAGAGUUGGAAAAAUCAUAUUUUAUGUUCCUCAGCAGAUUAUUUUGUUUGAAUUUAUAGUAAUUUUCAACACGAAUUCUAUCCAAUUUCAUCUCUCGAAUAGAACUUAUUUUAUGGGGAAUAUUGUGAGAGGAAGAUGUUUUUUGUAGAAAUUGCUGUAUGCUGGUUUUUUUUUUUAUCAUCAGAGGUACUUAAACUUUAAUCCAAAGAGUGUAUGAGAAUAACAUUUUAUUGACAUUUUAUUGUAUGAUUUCUUGCACCUAACACAUGUGAGUUUAGUAGCAAAUAUCUCUACCGAGUCUUGGUCAAUUAAAGGAAUUUAUUGGAAAGUUAUGAGAGAAUUUUUAUUUUGAAAUUACUCUGAGUUGAAGAGAAGGAAAAACUGAAAAACUAUCAUUUAGUCUUUCCACAACGAUGAGUUUUAAGACAAAAAAAAUUGCGCAAGGAUUGGUAGAAAAAUUGUGCCAAAUUGGCUAAUUCAUUGGAACUGUUUGAAAAGACUAAAUAAAGCUAAAUUGAGCAUGUAUGUGGUUGUUUUAAUAAUAUUUUUUGGCUAAAAUAUUAAAUUUUGUAUCUGCUAAAAAAUUAUAUCCUAACAUCGAUAAAAUAUUGGCUUUUGCAGACAAAAAUUAUAGGGGAACUCACAUAAAAAAGUAUGAAAAAGUAACGUAUUAACGAUAAUUAGUGAGACAUUAAGCGUACGCAUAGUAAUUCUUUUAACCCUUGGAGGAUUUUUCUGGCCACCGUGGCCAAUUCGAAACUUUUUAAAUCGUCACAGAAUAAAAAAUCUCUUAAACAUAUCGUGAUAAUUUCUACAUCUGUGUGUAGGGAAGUUCCAUUACUUCAAGAUCAUUGAAAAAAAACUUGGAAAAAUAUUUUCUUUUGAGAGAAAAUUAAGGUUAAUUUGAGGUUAGAAACCUCGAUCCUCCAAGUGUUAACAUGUUUACUUUUCCUUUUACGCAAAUUGUUCGAAUUAUUACGUCGAGAAUUAACCUCACUUUUUGUUGAAUUUCUUUAGUUAAAAGUUUUUAAAAAAUCCUCUGUUUACGCUUGCUAAAUUUUACUUUAUAUAUAGAAAGUUUACAUUGAAUUUAUGUAACUAAAACUAAUAUAUUGAAGGGAAUUCACUUGAAAUGUGUAAAUCAGUUGUUUACGUCCAUAGAAAUGUUCAAAAGAAUUUUCUAUGUGUUCAAAAUUUUCUUUUUAACCAAUUUUCUAGUUGUAUCAGACGGAUUUUUCAAUUUAUUUACGCGUUCACAGUAUAAGUAGUAAAACCCUUAGUCAAUGUCACAAAACCAUGGUGAAGAGAACCGUAGAACAUGUCCCGUUGUGAACAAUGAAAUCGACCGAAAAACUUUAAAUAAUUAAUGCCUGAGGAAGGAGGUAUACGUCUACGAAACGUUGCAUGAAUUACAGAAAAGCGAAGAAUUUCGAAUAGGUCAAAUCCCAUGUUUCACUCUCCUAAUAUUGACAAAUGACUGAAUUUUCAUAGUAUUCGUUCAUAGUUCAUUCGUUGAAAAAUCAAAAAGUAUGGUUAUGUUUUUACGCAAGAAAAAUUUUGUUUACUUUCUGUUAUUGUUGUUACAAAUGUUUAUACUAAUUAGCAACAAGGUUUUAGUUAUAAAUACCAUUAAACAGCUCAUAAAACCUUUAAGAAAAAGUAUUUUAAAAAAAGUUUAAUUUCGUAAAAAUUAGUGUAAUGGAUAUGUUUACGCAACUCACAGUGAAUCCCCCUCAAAUUUAUAAAAUCUCUUCUCACUAUCAGGUAUAAAGCUCCUUCAAUAAAUCCUCCAAUCUUAUCUCAGUCUAUUCCAACUCUGUUCCCAUUUCCCAAUUAAUGAAAAUUUGUACAUAAAUGUAAUGAAAUUGUUGAAAUGGUAUUAGCGUCAAGGGUAGAUGGUAUAUGUACAUAUAUAAAAUACAUAAUACUGCAUCCUCUGUAAUUAAAUUCAUUGGAUAAUUAUAUAUGUAUGGAAUACUGUGAUUGUUGUUCAAUUGAGACGCACACACACAGAGAAAUUGGAAAAUAAGGCUGACAAAUGAAUUUUUAACCCUCAACAGUUUCACUUUUGCCAUCGUCCUCAAGCACCAGUGCACCCAUUGAACAGCCCCCAAACAACGCGGGAUCCUAAUGAUAUAUACGUGAAAACAGCGAAGGGCUUAAUUUUUUGUUUGUUUCAAGAGCAUGAACGUAAAAAUAUGGAAAAAAGCACACGAGGAUUUUUUUUUGAAAAAAUUAUAUACAUACAUAUAUAAUGGAAAAUGGGACGGGGGGGAGUCAAUAAAUAACAAUAAAUGUCACACGAAAUUGAACUAAUUUCCGAGAGAAUGAAAAAUAAAUAAAAAGUAUGCUAUAUAAGUCUGUAUUGAAAUACAAAAACAAUAAUGUAGGGCUGAUUGUUUGGAUAGUGUGGCACUAUUUACGUGGGUCUUCGGGGGGCUUAUAAGUGUAUUAUAAUUAAUAUUCCUAAUUACAUUACAUAUGUUUUCUGUAGGAUCAAUUAGUUUCUUGCAGAAGCAAAAAAAAUACAUUUGGCAUAUUGAGAAAAUAAAUUAUAUAACAAAUAAAUAAAAUGAUAAAUAAAAUGGAUAAAAAGAGAAGAA